GACAAGCAGACUGUAUGACACAUUCUUAGCACAUAACUGAGGAUACAACUACUGUGCUCUCCUGUACCUUCUCGGGCAUUACUGUUACUGUGGAAACGUGGAAAGCGUCCUUAACUACAAAGAUUUGUGGUAACUUUUUAAACAAAAGUGUACUUAGUCGGGUACGCGAGUUCUAGGGGAGCGGCCAUUUUACCGAAGGCCAUCUAUAAUGUAAAUGUAUAAGAUUAUCUACAACAGCAUGGCUUCCCUGCUGGAGACACAAACUGCAGGGAACUUUAGAUGGUCUAUUUAUGCUGACAACUGACUGCGGACACUGGAUACAGAGAAGUGUUUUAGUCAAUAGGAAUCCAUUCAGGCCGUGUAUUUAGGUUGUAUAUUCAGUGGCCUAGAAAUGAACAACUGUGACCUGGAAAAGCUCUCUGUUCCUGGAGUAAAGCUGGAGCCUUCUUUUAAACCCGACAUCACAAAGUACAAAGUGACAGUGUCAAGUCAACGGAAGCAAAUCACAGUAGAUGCCUAUCCCAGUGAUAACGGAGCCUCCUGCACAGUGCUGGGAGGUGAAGGUUCGAAGGUUGUGACGUUAAAAGAUGGCCUCAAUUCUGUGGUUGUAGAGGUGACUGCUGAAGAUGGAACUAUGAAGAAAUACUUUCUAGAAAUCACAAAGUUAUCUGCAAGUCAAGCUUUACUCGAAGGGAUACAUUUAUCUGAAGAUCUAAAGCUAGAGCCAUCCUUUGCUCCCAAUACCUUUGAAUAUUCAUGUACCGUUCCAUAUUUCCAGAACAGCAUUAUUGUAGAGCCUCUGGUCCAGGACAGCCAGAUGAAAGUGACAGUGAAUGGAAGUGCCGAGAUUAUUAAACCACUCUCCAUCACAGUGGGAGAUACUCUUAUAGAAGUGCUUGUCAUGUCUCCUGAUGGCACCAAAUCACAGGUUUAUAAUAUUGUUGUUACACGUGAGCAAGUGCCAUUCAGCGUCAACUUUACAGAUAUCCACAAGCAAAUGAAUUAUGAAUGCCCAAUUUCCCUGACUGCUCUCUACAGACCUGUGUCCAUUAAAGGAAGUGAUCCUAAGCACACAAUGUCAGCACCAUACAUAGAUCUUUUAACAAGAAGAGCAAAAACCGAUCCAUUGGAUGAGAAAAUGCUUACUGAAGACUGGAGGGUUCCUGAGUAUGAAUUGGACAUGGAGAUAUCAGAAGCUAGUGUCAUGUGCUGUUUUGUCUAUCGAGGUUGUGGAGAUAUCUUAAAACUGACUGACCUGGGAAAUCAUGCAAAGAAUUGUCUGUAUAAACCACCGACAGAACUGGAUCCUAAGGCAGUUACAGAAACAGAAUGGUUUAAGGGUGAUUCUAUGCCUGCUAAAGCUUCAGAGCCUUACUUCCAGCAUACCCUACAGGAAAGAAAUUGGGAGAAAAGGCUCCAACAAAUUCAUAAUAGGGAUACAGACCAGCUUUGUAGUCAUGCAGAAGAAAAUACACGCUUUUAUAAGCAGAUCCUACUAAAGUCAGGUGAUAGGCUUGACCACAAGGAUGGAAUGUUAGCUCUGGAUGCCUUGAACCAAACUGCAGCUGCCUAUGCCUCAGCAAUUAAGCUUCAACCAAAGAACUCCAGGUUCCAUUUUCUUCUUGCCAUAGCCUUGGAAGAGCUAUAUUAUGCUGCAGAAAUCUACGGGUUAAAGAAAAAAAAUGAAGACGAGGGAACAUAUAUUUGCAGCGCUAAAGCCACAGGAAAAGAUGAAGAAAUUCAAGCAAUUUGCAAACUACAUGGCUUUACUGGAAGGCCAAGCUUAGAGCAGCAAUUGAAGGCUCUAGACAUGGAAUACCACCAGCUGAAAGAGCAAGGCCAGUCUGGCAGAGCUGACUACAUCCAGAACCUCUAUGCCUGGAAAUCCAAGCAGGCAGGCAAGAGCGGGAUGAUUUCACUGGAUGAAGAGAAUCCAUUAACACAGGCCCUUCUAAAAUAUAAGGAUGCUCUCUCUCUGGAUCUGCACAACUGGCAGUAUAAUUUUCAUGUGGGAAGACAUUUGUUGCUACAGAAACAGACCAGUCAGGCAUUAAUGUUCUUACAGAAUGCCUUGGCACUCCGACCAGCAUCUCCCAUUGCCAGGUGUUAUGUUGGAUUAGCUAUCCUAGAGCAGGAUGGUGGCCCUGGUACAAGAACACAAGAGUCAGUAACUUAUCUCCAGCAAGGCAUGGAAACUUUUCUUAAUGAUCUUCUUACACAAGAAGGUUCUGGUCUUCUUCUGGCCGAAAAUCCACUUUGUCUUUUCAACACUCAGCUACUCAGCGGGUUUGUGAAAUUUGGACAAUUACUUAGGACCCUUUCCAUUCAUUCUUCCCCCACUCUCAUGAGUUCUCAGCAGGUUCUUCAAAUGGUUGCAGAUUGGUCUGCCAAGGCCUUGUGCCAGUGCCCACAUCGAGGCAUGGUCACACAGCAGUUAGAAUGGGCUCUGCUGGAAGCGUGCUUUGGUCUCCUUGAGCUGCUGGUUGAAAAGUCUUCCAAAAAUGAAGCCUGGAUUGGGAGAAGAUGUCAGGCCCUGUCUGCUUUAAUACGUCUCGCCUCCAUUCCUCCAUGUAAGAAGCUGUUAGACUUGCAGGAAAAGGUCUGUCAACUUGGGGUGAUUUCCUCUCCCUGCAACAGCUCGGCCUUGUAUUUACUGGGUACUGCUCAGCUUGCCCAGUACGAUGACAGGCCCUCUUCAGAGCAAGCAAAGCAGGCUCUUUGGGAUGCCAAACUCAGCUUUCAAGCCAGUAUUCGCCUAGAAAAUAUGCCAACCAAAGGACAGCCACCAGCAGAACUAGCAUCUCAAAAAUGGUGGCAGGAAUGGAAAGCUAUAGAAGAAAGGGAAAAACAAAAACAGCUGAACCAAACUAAUGCAGAUAAACCAAUAACUUCUACCACAGCUGCUACAAGAGGUACUCCAAAGGGAAGAGGAGCAGCUCCAAUGUCCAGAGGAGCAAAUACAACAUCUAGACUCAGUCCUUCUAAGAGAGGAGGCACAGUCACACAAGGAGGAGGAAACACUAAAACAGGAACACCUAAAGGGGGGAACAUUAAAACAGACAUAGUUGGAGGAAGCAGUAAUAACUCAGGGUCCACUAGCGUCUCCAGCAGAGGGCGCGGUGCACCCGUAUUGUCUAAACCAGCCACAGCAACCUUUACUAAACCACAAACUAAAGUCAAUGCAGCUACAACAGUAAAAGUUGCAGAUCCUUUACCUGAAAAACCUGCCAGCAAAGAUAACCCUCACCCAGUUCAAGAGCAGGCUCUUGGCCCCAUAUCUAUUAAUCACAGUUCCUUCCUGUACCGCCUGGGUUUAGCGCGUGCUUUGUCUCGUAGUGAGGAAACCACAGCUGAUGCAUUAGAUCUUUAUCGAGAAGUCAUCAAAAUGGCACCAGAGGUUUGUGAUGCUUAUACAGAGCUAGCUGAACUUCUGCUAAAAGACGAUCCUCUAGGUGCUGUGGAAGUCUACUGCCAGUAUCCCCAAAAGCCAGUGGAAGGGCAGUCAUUCGACAAUGCGUUUAUUCCAGGAGAAAUUGUGCGUCUACUCAUGAAGUGUGAGAAGUACGAUGACCCGCGUCUACCUGUCAACAUGAUUUCCUAUGGAAAAGUGAUGGGAAUAGGCUGCUUGGAGAAAUAUAUCAACAUUCUUGAAGAGAAAUUCAAGACCAGCAUUCUCAAGACAGUCUAUGCCGGCAUCCACAACAAAUCAGAAGAUGACAAAGACCUGCAAGAUUUUUUCCGUUUUAAAUGCUGGAUAUAAAAAAUGUAUAUGAUCUAUACA
Molecule: messenger RNA, 3781 nt
Organism: Rana temporaria (common frog)
Lineage: Eukaryota; Metazoa; Chordata; Amphibia; Anura; Ranidae
Exons: 21
Coding region: 392-3760 (1122 amino acids)
Biological process (GO): ubiquitin-dependent protein catabolic process; protein polyubiquitination
Molecular function (GO): protein binding; ubiquitin protein ligase activity
Source: RefSeq, a predicted model, not a curated record